This is a messenger RNA of Odocoileus virginianus texanus, 2354 nucleotides long. RefSeq names its product POC5 centriolar protein (gene POC5). Gene Ontology annotation, cellular component: centrosome. NCBI's taxonomy places the organism in Eukaryota, Metazoa, Chordata, Mammalia, Artiodactyla, Cervidae. The record is from RefSeq and is a predicted model, not a curated record.
UACUUAUUUCAAGUACAUGACAGUAUGAGGGAAAACUGGGAAUACAUUUCUCGUUCAUUCAUGCCAUUUACAUUUAUAAGUAUAAUAUGUUUAUAAUGUGUGUAAAAUUAUAAUAAUAUCAAAUGUUGGGAAUUAUUUUACACACUUGGAAAAUUACCUUGCAUUGUUUUAAUUAACCUUUCAGAAAAUAAUCAUGAACUCUUCUAGCAUUCUCUGUACCAAAGCUCCAAACAGUACAAUGAGAGGAGAAGCUGAAAAUCUGAAGAAACACUUUUCUGUUGAAAUUUUCUCUUUGUAGCUCUCUCUCAUGAAUGUUGCUUUCACUUUAAUGCAAAUCAGUCUGCUGUGGAAACUAUCCAGAGUUCUGGGGCCCUAGAUGCCCCAGUGUUCCACUCUUGGUUCUGGCCCCUGUUGCCACACCACUGAGCUCCUGCUGGUGCCCAGGACCUGGGCAGUGACAGGUACCCCGGCUAUGCAAGGAAGAGUAUGAAGAACUGCUUCGUUACGCUGUAGUGACUCCAAAUACUGAAGCAGGUGCUUCACAGCUGUCUCAUUCAAAGGGAGAAGCAGUGCCAGAUGUUAAAAUUCCUACUAUAAUUGAUGAUAUUCUUCAAAAUCCAGGAAAUAGCCCUGCAGUGAGAAAAACAAGGAUGGAAGUUGGAAAAGGAUGUGAUUUAAAUACUUCAGUUCAUACAAAGACAGAUGGGUCAUCACCAGCAUCCCCAAGGAAGCCGCCUCACCCAGUCAUGGAUUUUUUCAGUUCAAAUCUUUUAGUUGACUCUUCCUCACCAGGGUCUAAUUCCAGUCCUAUCGAUGCCCAUGAAAUAAUUGUGACUGAUUUUGUUGUUUCUGAUGAAAACCUUCAAAAGAUGGAAAAUGUGCUUGAUCUCUGGAGUUCAGGUCUUAAGACAAACAUCAUAUCUGAACUAAGUAAAUGGAGACUGAAUUUUAUUGACUGGCACCGAAUGGAAAUGAAAAAAGAGAGAGAGAAACAUGCAGCAGAUUUAAAACAACUGUGCAGCCAGAUCAACAGCUUGAAGGAGCUGCAGAAAACCUAUGAAGUCUCCAUUGGGAGAAAAGAUGAGGUGAUUUCUAGCUUGUCUCAUGCCAUAGGCAAGCAAAAGGAAAGGAUAGAGUUGAUGAGAACAUUCUUCCACUGGCGAAUCAACCACGUCAAAUCAAGGCAGGAUGUUUAUGAAAGUAAACUAGCUGACCAGUAUUUUCGGCGAACUUUACUGAAGAAAGCCUGGAGAGGCUGGCGGGCCGUAGUACAGAAGCAGUGGAAGGAGGUGGUGGAACGAGCUUGUCAAGCCAGAGCUGAGGAAGUCUGUGUCCAGAUUUCCAAUGACUAUGAAGCCAGAGUUGCUCUGUUAUCUGGAGCUUUGGAAAAUGCAAAAGCCGAGAUCCAAAGGAUGCAGCAUGAAAAAGAGCACUUUGAAGAUUCCAUGAAGAAAGCUUUCAUGAGGGGUGUGUGUGCGUUAAAUCUUGAGGCCAUGACUAUAUUUCAGAACAGAGGUGAUACAGAUUUCACGACCAGUAAAAGGGAAGAGUACGGUCCUGGUGUUCAGGGAAAAGAGCCUCCUUCUGCUCACGUGGACGCUGCCACCCCUGCGGCGCCCUCGGCGGGCGCCGUGCCGCCAUCCCCGCCAGCAGCGGCCCUCGGAGCCACCUGCGCGGCCGCGUUUCCCUCGGCGGCUUCCGUCGCCUCCGCCGGCGCCACUUCCGCUUCCUCAGUCCACCUCCCCGUGUCUGCUCCGCAUAGCGCUGGGCUGAUGGCUGCUGCUUCUGCACAGGAGGAGACGUAUGGGCCCAGGGCUGUGACAUCAGCGCAACAGAAAGCUGGGAGAACAAUCACGGCCCGGAUCACAGGGAGAUGUGAUUUUGCUUCAAAAAACAGAAUCAGUAGCAGUUUGGCUAUAAUGGGAGUUUCUCCUCCCAUGAGCUCCGUUGUUGUGGAAAAACAUCAUCCGGUCACAGUGCAAACCAUUCCUCAAGCUGCUGCAGCAAAAUACCCGCGGACCAUUCACCCUGAAGGCAGCGCCUCAGCUCCCAGGUCUCUUGGAACCAGAACAGCUCACACCCAGUCUCUCACAAGCAUUCCGUCCAUAAAAGUGGUUGACUGAAAUGAAUAUGUUCACAUAGAGGUCUUCUAAUUCUUCUGGCUUUACCAAGAAUUAGAAGUCUUUCGUUUUUAAAAUUUCAUAUCCUUAGAACAUUAUGGAUAUAUCAUGUUCAUUUUUUCAAAGUUACAAGAGACUUUUCCAAGCUGUACCAUCCUUUGUAACUAUAUGUAGAAUUACUUUAAUGUUAUUUUUUAUUUAAGCAAUUAAGUAAAACUUUUUUAAAUUAAAAAA